AUGAUAUUACAUCAUGGUUCAUCGAAAACUAUGUCUAAUGGAUUAGCUUUACCUGAUUUAUCAUUAAGACGUACUUCAUCUCGAUCAACAACAGCAAAAGCAUUGAAUACUAUUAAAUCAAUUGAUACCCAACGUGAAAAAUUACUUAAACAAUUUGGUUCUUCAGGAUUAGUUGUAUUAGAUUUAGUGAAAUAUGUUCCCGUUGGAUCUGCAAUAUUUAUUGAUAAUUAUUUUGCAUCAACGAAGUUGAUAAAAACAUUAACUGAACUCGUUGGAUGGAAGGAUUCAAAACGGGUAUUACUAGGUUCCAAUCAUAUAGGUGUAGAACCAAUAACAACAUUAAAACGUUGGGAUAAAGAAAAACAGUGUCGAGUUGAUGUUACAGCUUCUCAAAUUAUUAAUAAUUAUAAUAAAUUCAUGGGAGGAGUCGACAAUGUAAUGGUUAUUAACUCUUGGAUUAUCAUGAAUUCUCGUCUUUGUGGUGAUGAUAGUUAUAAUUCUACAAGUCAUGGAAAAUUUAGAUUAUUUCAUUUCAAAUCUGAAAUAGCAAAAUUUCUAUUAACAAAAACAAAUAUUCAAAUAUUCCCAACAGCAGCUAUUAGUUCAUCAGUAAAUGUUUAUCAAAAUGAUGAAGAAAAUGAACCACCAACAAAAAAACUACGUGAAGCCAGGUCCAGUGUAACAGAUGUUGUACGAUAUGAUAGUUCUGAUCAUUGGCCUUUAUUUGUUUCUGGUCUUAACAAUACUCGAUUUAUUGAACAUAUUACUUUCUAUUAA
Messenger RNA from Rotaria sp. Silwood1, 777 nucleotides. NCBI's taxonomy places the organism in Eukaryota, Metazoa, Rotifera, Eurotatoria, Philodinida, Philodinidae. The record is from the annotation of a GenBank genome assembly.